CGAUUCCUCUAUCCCUGCCGCGACUCCCAAUCCUUCCAGCAUCCAACUCUGAAUACUCCUCGACUCGACACUCGCCCAUCCUUCAUCCUCUCUCUCCACUCCACGCUGCCACUUUGGCCUCUCUCGUUGCCGCGUUUUGCUUCUCGUCCAACCGUCCCACAUCUCUACAGAACCUCAUUAAACUUGCGCCUGUCUCUGUGGCAUGGAAGACACACUACCACCCAAUUACUCGACCCACCAGUCCGUUCCGCUCCAUAAUUCCUUGCUCCUUGUAACACCUUAAAUAUGGAUCCUGGCGGAAAGCCGCAGACAAAGCCCGACGGCAAUCAAGACCCAUCGCCUCGUGUCGCACAUACCUUAACCGCCUGUUGCCGUUGCAGAACUAGAAAAACACGUUGCGAUCCAGGCAUCCCUCGUUGCGGCCCUUGCGAGCGCACCAAUUCUCAUUGCGAAUACUACGACCCUACCAAAGGCACCCGCAUUCCCCGCAAUUACGUCGUCCAUCUACAGCACAAGGUCCGCGAUCUGGAGAAGCAGCUCGCUGACUUGGAGAAAGACGAUGGAGAUCCAGAUCCCGAAGAUACCGUGCGUAAUGCUGCCUCUGUGCACAUCCUCGAGACCAACGAGUCAAAAUACCUGGGUUCUGCAAGCGGCACAACUCUCACUCGAUUAGUGAUGCAGCUCGCAAAGCAAUUCACCGAUUCGAAAAGUAUAUCAGAAAUCGUGCCGAAUGCGCGACAGCGUAUGAUCAAGGAGCAGACAUCCAAGGAGACAGAAAAGCCAACUUCAAAAAUAUACCCGCUCAUCAGCAAUGUCGCCGCGGAAGAACUGCCUACACGAGACCUGACCAACCGGCUGGUCCAACUUUUCUACAUGAAAGUGCAUCCCUUGUAUCCGCUCUUCCAUGAGCCCACCUUUACGCAAGACGUAGAAGACAUAUACAAUGGCUCGUCGGAUCCUCACAAAAACUUCUGCCUAAGGAUGGUCAUUGCAAUCAGCUUACAGAAAAUGGAUGCUCAGUACGCCGGACUUGCUGAUAGUUACUAUCUAGCCGCCCUGAAGUUCAUGGAACCAGCCAUCCGCCCAAUGAACCUCAGCACUCUACAGUGUUUUGCCCUCGUAGGUGGCUAUUCGCUCCUGACACCAACUCGCACGGCUGUCUAUUAUCAAAUCGGUCUUGCUGUGCGGCUUGCUCAAGCAUUGGGUAUCAGUGAAGAGAAAACUCUGGUGCGGGGCAGAGGCGGACAGCUGGCCGACCCUCUGCAGAUUGACAUGAGACGUAGGCUAUUCUGGUGCCUGGCCACUAUGGAUUUUGGCCUUGCACACGGUCUUGGUCGUCCUGCUACCUUUUCCACCGGACGUGAUCACAUUGACGUGAAUUUCCCAGAACUGGUGGACGAUCAGUACAUCACAAAGGAUGGCAUACUUCCAGCACCCCAGACAUCCUUGCGGAAAUGGAUCUCGAUACACUUUUGCAAGAUGCGGUUACUGCAAGUCGAAAUCAGACGAAAGCUUUACCAGAGAAAGCGACGUGACCCCAAGUCCGACCAAGAUCCAUGGUUCCGAGAGAUGGAGGCGAAGCUGAUUGCGUGGCGUGACACGAGCCCUGAGAUGGAUGCUGGAUCGGGGCUUACGAAGACCUGGUUUAUUGGAAGGUAUAACACCAUGAGAGUCUUUUUAUAUCGUCCCUCUCCUCAAGUACCAAGACCCUCGCAAAGAGCUGCUCUGCAGUGCUAUGAUGCAUGUGAGUACAACAUACACCUGCAACGCAAGCAAAUCGAAACGGGCAGCGUCGACAUUACCUGGGUCUUUGCGCAGUCCAUCUUCAUGGCUAUCAACACUUUGCUCUGGAGUCUUUCGUACUCGGAGGUCCGCCGACUACAUCCACGCACGGAUGUAGAGCACCACCUAAAAACAGCCCUGGAUAUUAUCGAGUCAGCCUCGACCCGAUGGCCUGGAGUGACUUCAGCUCUGGAGCUGUACAGACAUCUCACACAGGCCUGUAUGAAGAUAUAUGAAAAGGAUGGAGACAUUCCUAUCGCUGCAAGCUCACCAUCCGACAGCACGUCUAUCGAGGGUUCAAACGUCAAUCGAUCGAGGACGACCAGUCCUGCUGCCACCGUGUCAACCUCAUCGCUGAACACUCCACCGGAGCAACUUAACAGUACACUUGGCUAUGGUAAUAACAACUCUCCAUAUUCCUUGGUAGGAACCACCAGACACAUCCAUUUUCAAGACCCGCCGCCAAGCGACCCAUACAGGACAAGUCCCCACCCUCAUCAACCUUAUCAAGACACCUAUACGGGGUCGGAGUUUGAAUCUAACACGGGAUUUAAUCCUCUGCCUACUACGUUUCCUGACAUGUCACAAUGGAAUCCUGCAUUCUCGAUGCCACCGCAGGAUUCGCUUGGCUUUUCGAAUGGUUCGCAAGCGCUGGGCGGAUUCAGCCCAGAGCAACAGUACAACUUUGACAACAUGGAUAUCCUGCCAGCCGCAGACUUCUUGUCUAGUCAAAACUGGGGUCUGGGCAAGCCGGACUCUGGACUGACGCAAGAGCAACAGGUCGAGCUGAUGCAGAGUCUGGAAACGACGGGUACAGGUCAGAUCGACACAAUGAUUGAGCAAAGCAAUGCGCUUUUCAACCCUGGGGUGCCGUCGUAUUGAAGAAAGUUUCUGCAGCUCCGUGUCUUUGUGGCGAUAUAUUACCUCUUUUUUUGAUGCACGGAGUUUUUUUGGGGCGCAAUGACGGCGUUGGCAGGCAAAAAGCAUGGAGGAAUGGACUGAAUUGAAUGGUGAC
Messenger RNA from Pseudovirgaria hyperparasitica, 2797 nucleotides. RefSeq lists its product as uncharacterized. Lineage: Eukaryota; Fungi; Ascomycota; Dothideomycetes; Acrospermales; Acrospermaceae. Gene Ontology annotation, molecular function: zinc ion binding; sequence-specific DNA binding; DNA-binding transcription factor activity, RNA polymerase II-specific. Gene Ontology annotation, biological process: positive regulation of transcription by RNA polymerase II; DNA-templated transcription. The coding region runs from base 286 to 2664 and encodes 792 amino acids. The record is from RefSeq and is a predicted model, not a curated record. The transcript has 4 exons.